AUGGAAAGAUACGCUCCUCUGAUGGACGAAGCUAUAGCGUAUGCGAAAGAACAAAGCGCGGGCAAAAGUCAAGAUCAGAUUCUUGAGUUGGCAAUGGAUCGAUUAUUUGUUGUCUUUGGCAAGGAGAUUUUAAAGAGUGUUACGCGAAUCUAUAACUACUACAAAAAAUUCGGAUACAAGACGCAGGUUAUGGCCGCAUCUUUCCGAAACACUGAAGAGAUUAAGGGAUUAAUGGGAUGCGAUCUGCUUACUAUCAGCCCCAAACUGCUAAAGGAACUUUCGGAAGACAAGGAAAAUGUUACCGUAGCUUUGAAGAGCUCUGAUGCUGCUUCAAAAGAGAUUCCACGUAUCACUGUCGAUGAGAAAUUGUUCCGAUGGGCAAUGAAUGAGGAUGCGAUGGCAUCAGAGAAGUUGGCCGAGGGAAUUCGUAAUUUCAACAAGGACGCGAGAACACUCGAAGGGCUUGUUAAGAAAAUGCUUUAA
This is a messenger RNA of Strongylus vulgaris, 483 nucleotides long. The record is from the annotation of a GenBank genome assembly. NCBI's taxonomy places the organism in Eukaryota, Metazoa, Nematoda, Chromadorea, Rhabditida, Strongylidae.